CUACUACUACAAGACAAGCAAGCCUACAAGCUCGCUCUCUUACUCGAUGGAGGAUAGAAUUUGACCGAAAAGGUACAAUCAAGACAAUCAUUACCUUGAUCACUCUUUCAUCCUAUUCUGAUCGCAUCGACAGUGCUCGACUUUGGCCUUGAAUCUCUCAUUGCGGUCAUUCUCAAGAUCUUAAAACAAAAUCUUACAACGAACGUGCUACUCACAUCGAAAAGCAAACGGUAUCUCACAAUUCCCGUUUGCACUUACGGCUUGUUAGACCAAUAGCAUCGCUAGCCCUUCUUUACGGGCAAGCUGAUGGAGGCUGAAUGAUGCAAUCACUUGCCAUCAAAGAGGGAAAUGGCAUUAUUGGCGGUACAUCACCAAAUCAUACCAACAAUAAUGUCACCCCUCCGCCUCUUUCAUCUUCCAAUAUAAGUGUUGGAGCAACGGGAAAUACAAAUAAUGCCAACUCUGGUGGGGUAGGUUCAGCAAUGGGUGGUUCAUUAGCAGGUGUGGAUUUGGGACCAUCCAUGUUAGGCGCAGCAGGUCCAGCAGCAACUUCAGGACCAAGCAUUCCUGCCGGUACAGGUCCAGGCGGAACACCUACAACUGCAUUAAGCGUUUAUCAUUUGAUCACCCAAUUAUGUCAACGUCCAGAUCCAAAUAGUCCAAAGACCUCGUCAAACUCUGGACCUGUCACUCAAGUUCCCGCAACGAGUGCAACGGGUAUCGAAGCAUUACCCGGAAGUUCUACGCAACGCGAAGCAGCUUUGUUGGAAUUAAGCAAGAAGAGAGAGCAGUAUGAAGAUCUGGCUUUGGUUUUAUGGCAUAGCUUUGGUGUCAUGUCUUCAUUACUGCAAGAAAUCAUCUCAGUCUAUCCGAUGUUAUCGCCUCCUACACUCACAGCGCAUGCAUCGAAUCGGGUUUGCAACGCACUUGCUCUUCUUCAAUGUGUCGCUAGUCAUCCUGAGACGCGAGGGUUGUUCUUGAAUGCACACAUUCCACUCUUUUUAUACCCUUUCCUUAAUACGACAUCCAAGAACCGCCCAUUCGAAUACCUUCGACUGACGUCUUUGGGUGUUAUCGGUGCAUUGGUCAAGCAAAAUGACAAUUCGGAUGUCAUCACGUUCUUAUUGUCUACCGAAAUCAUUCCCUUGUGCCUGCGAAUUAUGGAGACAGGAUCGGAGUUGAGCAAGACAGUUGCAAUCUUCAUCGUUCAAAAAAUUCUAUUGGAUGAUAUGGGAUUGGCAUAUAUCUGUCAAACAUACGAACGCUUCUAUGCUGUUGCAACUGUUUUGAGCAAUAUGGUUGCCCAAAUCGUUGAAAGUCAAGCAGUUCGCUUACUCAAACAUGUGGUUCGAUGCUAUUUACGCUUGAGCGAUAAUGCUCGUGCCCGUGAAGCUUUGCGUGCUUGUCUGCCCGGACCUUUGCGUGAUGCCACCUUUUCGCAAUUGCUCAAGAAUGAUCACAUUACCAAGAGAUGUUUGGCAACGUUAUUGCUCAACCUAUCCGAUCGCGUAGAGGGAUAGGAAGAGUACUAGCAAUUUUGCUUUCUCUUUAGGUCCAUUUUUCAAGAUCACAUAGACAACCAAUUGCUGGUUUCUGCAUAAUGCUUCUGUUUAUGCGUCCCCUUUCACUUUCAACAAUCAUGUAUUCUUAUCCGUAUCGCUUCUUCUCAGACCUUCUUCUUGUGUACACCUCCUUAUUCCCCGCCUUUACUGCACUGUAAUGCUACAUCGGAACCGUCACUGUGGUUCUUUAGACGAACUUGCAACCCUGAUACAUACCACCACCCAUGUACCUUUAUUCACUUCAUAUGCACACAUACGCCCUACUAUGAUAAACCUAUCACUCUCUUUCCCCCUUUUUGCUCCAUCUCAUUUACUGACAUUUUAUUCUUGUUGUAUUUGUGUCAAUUCAAAAUACAUCCAUAC
Meira miltonrushii is the source of this 1925-nucleotide messenger RNA. Its product is annotated as Rcd1-domain-containing protein. Lineage: Eukaryota; Fungi; Basidiomycota; Exobasidiomycetes; Exobasidiales; Brachybasidiaceae. The record is from RefSeq and is a predicted model, not a curated record. Gene Ontology annotation, cellular component: P-body; CCR4-NOT complex; CCR4-NOT core complex. The transcript is spliced from 2 exons. Gene Ontology annotation, biological process: negative regulation of translation; mRNA catabolic process. Bases 318 to 1520 code for a protein of 400 amino acids.